GUGUCGCUCGACUUACUGAGCCUAGACUCAAGCCUCCCGCCACAACCCGCUAAAUCCCAGGUGACUCCGGAGGGAAAUGGGAUUCUAUAGGCUUGAUCACGUCGCCGGACUAUGACGGCUCAAACUCACAAUUGCCUGGAGAAACUCUUAAGAUGUAGUUGGCGACUCAAGGCUACGCAAAACGAGGCUUUUCCUCCGUCUCGCAUUAUCAACACUUGCUUUGCUUGUGCUUCCUUCGAAUUCAACAACACAGUAAUUUCAACGACAUCGACCUCUCAAGGUGAUAUCAAAGGAUAGGCAGUUCUUUUGGAGGGGGUCAGCUCGAAGUUUGCAGUACUUAUCCAAGACAAAGGGAACCGUGCGCUUUCAAGGUUAGAUCGGGGACCAGCUUCUGUCGUUCGCGGGACCGCCAUUGGCAGCACAGGGUUGCAAGCCGACAAGUCGUCCUGCAUGCAGGGCCCUGACCCUGCGAUAUCCUGACGCGGCCGACUUACACAGCAAACGACAAGAUCGGGCCAUCGACAAGUGCGGACAAUCCACCAAGAUGACAAGUUGCACACGCCCAGUGAGCAGUAUCGAACUCGUACUGCCACCUCAAAAUGCAUACCUUUAUCGCAAUAGGCCUUUGCCCCUACCUCCAACGACACUAUCCAGGACUUCAUCAAAGGCGAAACCACCACCAAGAUUCAGUGCUUUCCCACAAACAUUGGGCCCAGGAAAUGAUCCUAAAGCAUUACCCCAACAACCCCCUGUGAUUGUUCCCAAGGCUUUAACAAGACAAAGGGCGUCGCGUAUGAGUAUAUCGGGCACUACUUCACUCCGUGAACGAAGAUCAUCUCAGAAAAUUCAACAGAUUACGGGCCACGACGUUGGACCUGGUAUUGAUUGGACGUCCGCUAUAUCUCGACCUCAGUAUUCACCUUCCAUUUCACCCAAAUCAAUGCGAGACGACUCGUCGAGUGGUUACGGCAUCUCUUUGGACGAACCCAUAUUUGAUGAUGAGCCUACACCACUCGCAGACUAUCAGCCAAGAUCUUCUGACAGCAGCAUGCCUCCUCUCGAGCCAGACUGUGAUAGCGUGUUGAGUAAUCACAGCUAUACAUCUCCGGAAUCACCCAAAGCCCAAAGAGGAUCUGUUUCACUACAUAUGGCUAAGACAAAGCGUCUGAGUAGUGCAACAUCAACAAUGGCAGCAUUAGAACCAGUUUCCAACCUAGAAGACCCCUUCAAUGAAGAUGUUAAUUGGCAAGCCGGGUCAUGCUACAACUACUUCAGCGACCUCGAAACAGCGGAUGAGUAUCAUCGCAUUGCCACCAGAUUGGCCAACAACGACAAACGGCAAUCUAUAUACGGUACUUCUUCUCUUACACGAUCCCGCACCUCGCUCAGUCGACGUCUCAGUGUUGGAGCAAGAUCCCUCUUUACGCGAAGGAAAGACUCGGCUUUGUCCGCGAGCUCUAGCCGAGCAUCGCUAACGGCCGCCAGCUAUCCUACAAAGGGGCCCUACUCACCUUCAAUACCUCCUUCAUCAGAAACUGGGAGUGUUGUUUCUCCACCGCGUAGUACGUUUGAGAUCGAUGACGAAGACGAGCUUUAUGCAGAUGAUGGCAGUAUGAGGGACGUCGUCAAGGAUUUCUUGGCGCGGAGAAGUGAGGAGCGCAACUCGAUGGAACUAGGAAUACCUCGUUCUAUACCACAGUUUUCAGAGAAGUCACCAGAACACAAGUCUUUGUCAAGAACAGGAGUGCAGGUCAAGGACCUGAUCUCAAAUGCGCGUGAUGGAGCGAGGUUGAUUCAAGCAAGAGGUGAGAGGAGAAGAACUCAGCUCAGGACUCAGAUCAAGAUGAUUCCAGAGGAAGAGGUUGGACGUUGAGUCAUAAUUAUAAGGAAGACAUGGCACUUACUGAACGAAGUCUUGCUUGGUAUUGCAUUUGAGCGUGGCGUGUCGUAUUAAACAAGAUUCCCCCAAAAUGGUAUUCGAUUAAUGCAACUACUUUAUAUGACUUGCACUAGAUCUGAGAGCAAAGUGAAAUCGGCACGAACGAUGAUCUGCAAGGCCCAAGCUAUUCGGCAGCAGACCCUGGCUAUUUCUUAUACUACCUCUUUUUUGCCUUGACGAUUCAGA
Molecule: messenger RNA, 2125 nt
Organism: Fusarium odoratissimum NRRL 54006
Lineage: Eukaryota; Fungi; Ascomycota; Sordariomycetes; Hypocreales; Nectriaceae
Exons: 1
Coding region: 545-1873 (442 amino acids)
Source: RefSeq, a predicted model, not a curated record